AUGUCUCUGUCGAACCUCAAAGUACUCGUGUGCGGGGCGUCCAUCGCAGGACCCACCACGACCUACUGGCUAGCUCGAGCCGGAGCUAGCGUGACAGUCAUCGAACGAUUCCCUCAACUCCGUACGGCAGGACAUAAUGUCGAUAUUAGACAUCUUGGUCUGAAGGUCAUGCAUCAGAUGAAAGGUAUGGAAGAACAAGUUCUCAAGAAGAAAUUAGAUCUUAGAGGUAUAUCUUUGGUGAAUCCUACGAAUGGAGGAACCUUUGGUGUUUUAGGAGGAAAUAACGAUAACAAAGAGAAGAAGAAUAAUAAUAAUGAUGGACAAUCUUUAUUAUCGGAAUAUGAGAUUUAUCGUGGUGAUUUAUCUGAAAUCAUUGUUGAUCUAUCCAUCAACCUUCCUAAUCCCAGAAUUCCCAUAAACUAUGUAUUUGGAGAAGAAAUAUCAUCAAUCACUCCUACGAGUACUGGAUAUAAUGGCGAUUGUGAUGGGCAAGUGGAAGUUGGAUUUAUGAAUGGACAACUACCAACUGGAACAUAUGAUUUAGUGGUAGAUUGCGGAGGGUCUAUGUCCCGUGCUCGAGGUAUAGGAAUGGGGUCUGAUUUCUCGCCGAAAGAUCACUUGAACCCAGUUAAUUCCUGGACAGCCAACUUCUCUAUACCCAAGGGACCCGAGGACAAUACAAAUACUAAUUUGGCAUUAGCCCAUUCUGCUCCUGGUGGACGGGUGAUAUUUUUAGAUAAUACUCAAAAGGAACGCACGAAAGUCGUAGCUACCAAACAGACUACAUCUUCGAAGGAACUUGAAGAUUUUAGACAAGCUCUGAAAGCUGGUGAAUCACAAUUGAAGAGAUAUGUACAUGAUAUAUUCGGAGGAUCUGGUUGGAGGACCGAAGAGAUCUUAAGAGGAAUGAUGAAUUCUCGAUCUAAUGAUUUCUAUGCUGGAGAAUGGGUACAAGUCAAACUUCCUCGACUAUAUUCCUCUGAAGGGAACUUCGUAUUAGUCGGAGAUGCAGGUUAUGCACCUGGUCCUACUGGAGCGGGAACUUCGCUCGCUCUGACUGGAGGAUAUAUAUUAGCUGGAGAAUUGAUGAGCGCUCAAAAAGAGGGAAAAGGGAUCAGAGCAGGUUUAGAAGCGUAUAAUGAUCGGAUGAGACCUAUAAUCGAUGAUUUGCAGAAUUUACCUCCUUUCAUCAAGACUGCUAUGGCCCCUCAGACGGCUUGGGCAAUAUGGAUUAGAAAUAGGAUGUUUUCGUUCAUCGUCCGGAGCAGGGUGUUGGAAGUUAUGGGGAAAUACGUCGCUCCUGCUUUUGAGAGCGGAGAGAAAUAUAAGUUACCGCUGUAUGAUUGGAAGGAAUGA
Molecule: messenger RNA, 1356 nt
Organism: Kwoniella botswanensis
Lineage: Eukaryota; Fungi; Basidiomycota; Tremellomycetes; Tremellales; Cryptococcaceae
Exons: 1
Coding region: 1-1356 (451 amino acids)
Source: RefSeq, a predicted model, not a curated record